This is a messenger RNA of Corticium candelabrum, 4501 nucleotides long. RefSeq names its product cilia- and flagella-associated protein 54-like. Bases 110 to 4501 code for a protein of 1463 amino acids. NCBI's taxonomy places the organism in Eukaryota, Metazoa, Porifera, Homoscleromorpha, Homosclerophorida, Plakinidae. Gene Ontology annotation, molecular function: protein binding. The transcript is spliced from 24 exons. The record is from RefSeq and is a predicted model, not a curated record. Gene Ontology annotation, biological process: cilium assembly.
UUAGGAGUUUGCACGACGGGCACUGAGUAAGAUUCACGAGCUCGCAUGUUUAGAAGCUAACAGCUCGGAUGCAGACACUGUGGCCUCUAGCGCAGCCUUCCACAUCGCAAUGUCAAAAGUGAAUGUUCUCAUUUUUAAGCGAUCUUCGUUUGUCACUCGGCAGCGACCUAAAGGUGUUUUCCGAUCAAAGACAAAGCCAAACUACAAAGACGCUGUCCAACUGCCGUGGCCUCGUACACAAACAGAACGUCUACUGUCUGAUAUGUUUGACAAUAGGGGAUCCAUGCUUGUAGCAGUCAACGAAGCACUAACAGAAGUCAAUAGAAGAACGUUGAUCACGAGUUUGCCGUCACCAGAAAUUAGCUCUGAUAUCGAUCUUGACUCUGUGUUGGAUGUCUAUGCCGAGUUGUUCUUUGCUGGAUCUGAACUGUGUGCCAGUGCGUUAGGGCAAAGUUCCCACACCCAAACUCCAUGGCCUGGAAAUGUUGGCUCUGCAUCAGUCAUAACAUCAGCAUUAGCAGAUGACAUUCCUCUUGGAGAGGUGUUACGUUUCAUUAAGCUGCUGUACAAUUAUGAGCAAUGGGAGACGUUUCUGUCACUCGUUGAGCCUGUUCUCUCUCUCCUUGAGGAUGGAUCAAGCGAGUUGUGUUUGGCUGGUACGAAAGCAUUGCAGAUUCUAUUGGCAAUUGAAGAUGUUCAGUCGGGUGACUUUGUAUCAUCUGGCAAACAAGCAACAAAACGAAAGUCUCCUCAUGAAGGAUUAUUGACUGGCGACUUGCCGGCCACAGAAGAGGUAAAGCGUCAUCAUAAAAGAUAUCAACAGCAACAGCAACAGCAGCAGCAACAACAGGCAGGAGGGGAGAAAGACGAAGCAGCUGUUGAUGCUCGUUCAUUUGUUGACUCACUGCUCCACUUGGCUAACAUUCUUGUCUCCUGUACACGAGAACCUUAUGCUUCUGCCAUUCAAGCUCGUGAGAUGGACAUUCUCAUUGACACAUGUCUAUAUCUCUGGUCGUGUUGUCGUUCUGUUUUCCAGCGUUUCAUGUCAGCCGAUGAAGACCAGAUUCUCUCAUUCCUACGAAUAGACGACUCCAUUCAGUGGCUUCAAAUACUCUGCAGUCUCUACAUCACACUCACAUGGGCAGGAUUUUCGACCAUUGAUGUUGCUCUCUAUUCAGACAUAACGCUAAAACUUGCAUUGGCUCUGGAAGGAAUAGCUAGUCUGAAUGCAAACUCAAGACCUUACCAGAUAUAUGUUCCUGCUGCAUCUGUUAUUAUUAGUAUGUUGAGGACACUGUCGGUGCUGGAGAAAGGUGAUGCAGAGGAUGCUGGUGGUGAGAGAGGAGAGGAGAAACAGUCGUAUGUUGACGGGCAGUCGAAGGUUGUGUUCUUGUCUCGUACAUUCAUACUGCGAGAAGUCGAGAAGGUUGUGAAUACGGGAUUGGCGGCUGUCGGAGCGGCUCAGGAUCGUGUAAAACGUGGGAGUAAAGUUGCUGACGUAGUUUUGUUCAUGAAGGGCCAAUCGUCUGUCAACAUCGAGAAUCACUCGGCUGUAACUAAAGCAUUAGAAGCCGCCAACAUGGCUGCAUUAGUGACCGAAUUUGUAUUCAUUUUGCAUCGAAUCGAAGUCAAACUGCUGGCAUUUGUGGCCAUUCCUAGACAGCCAUUUCAAGAUGUGUUGAAGCAGAAGCGGCGGUUGGUGAAAGCUAGGAGUGCGGGUGUUGGGCAGGAAGAGCAAUUGCUUGCUUCUUGCGAUAAGAAUUUGGUUAGUCGAGCAUUGCUUUACAUGCAAUUGGCUGUACAUGCACGAGGUGUGCAGAGAAGACAAAUGGCAUCUGCUUGGAUAGAGGAAAGUUUUAGUCUUUUGAAGCAAGCUGAGCAACAGGAACGUCGCCUGAUGUCUUCUCUUGCUCUGCCUUCUAUUUUUGAGGACAACAAGUCACAAACAAUUCAGCCCACUCUCAUUCCUUCGGAACCGUUACUUGUCAGCUGCAAUGACACUAGCAUGGUCUUAAGACCUGCACCAUUCAUUUCCAGCAAGGGAGAAAAGGUCUCGUGGUACAAACUAUAUGGUCGAGUGGCUACAGGACCCAAUGCAAAAGUUCGAUUGAACGAUUAUCAUCUUCCUGGAUUAGAACAACAAGUUCCUGCCACUGACGACUGUGUGCUGCAUGUGACAGGCCUGAAACCCAAUGAAACAUACAUGUUUGCUGUGGCUGCAUACACGCAUGAUGGCAAACUAAUCGGCUCUUCUAUUGGAGCAUCAACUCGUCCUCUACUCGCUGCAAAUUACCUUCCUCUUCUUGACGUGUGGGGCUUUCUAGCACAAGCUGCAUAUCGUGUUGGUGUCUACCACAUAUCAAAGCAUGCAGCUUCAGUUCUGUGGGACUACUUUGUAGUGCCAAGGUCACCUCCUUCUACGCGACAGUCAACAAUCAGCGCAGACUUGGAACUGCAAUUGAACGAGAUUGAUCGUCAAAAGGCUCUGUUGUCUUCCAGAAUUUUGUUGCGGCACUUUGUUGAGACAAUAUUUUUGUUGGUCGACAUCACAGUACGAGAGGGCGGACUCUUUUGCGAUUUGGUCUCAUUUCAAGGACCUUGCUACAACAUGCAGGCUGAACGUCUACGAGCUUGUGAAAGACUUCUGGUUGCUCUUGAGCUUUCUGGUCAUCUAAACGAUGCCAGUCUUUGUCUCCAAGUUAUUGUUCAAUGUUAUGGACUCUUGGUGCCAUUUAUUCAUCACAGACUUGCAUCUCAACCAUCCAUUUUGGUACUGAUGCGAUGCCAUGCUGUUCUACAAGAAUUUCCAUCAGCGACUCGACAGUUUAGACGCACCGCUCAGAGCACAGAUCACUUGCACCAUGUGACAGCCACUCUGACGUAUCAUAUUGCUAAGGCUAUGAGUGUAUGGUCUCAACGGGGACCUGCUGCAUCUAUCCUUGAUGCUGGAAAACAUCUUCUUAGCUCUGUAGAAACAGAAACAGGCCUUCUGUCAUCAAAUGUGGCUCACAAAAUGCCGUGUGUUACGCCAGCAUUGACAUCUCAACAAAAGCGUAAGAAGAAAAGUCAGAAGUCAGGGAAGAAGUUCUCGGUGAUAGGAUUAGGAAAUGUACAAGAGCAGGGACAUGCACAAAGUAGUGAUGCACCCAAGAGUGAAGAUUUGAAGGCACUUGAAGUUGUUAUUUUGCAGUUAUCAACAGGAUCUAAACCAGAAGAGCAAGACAUCACUGGUUCUGAAGAUCCAAAUGUUUUGUAUCCUCUUGUAGCAACGAUGAAUGCUCAGCAGGCUUACAGAGAGGUUGUGAAAUUCAGACGUCGUACUCGAUUUCUUGAGUUUCUAGUUCGAGUUGUUCAGAAGGCAUUUCAUGAGGGUCAUCGUGAUUUGGUACUCGAAUGGGCAGAAGAUGCACUGUCAUGGUUGAACAGGAGGAACGAUACAAUCAUAGCACCCAAAGUGACAUCAUUGCCAAAGGGUCAAGCUGUCACACUCACCGGUGAUCCAAGUCGCUACAAUGCAGCUGUUCUAGAAUAUACUAAGAAAAGUCCUUUGAAAGCGUCAAGGAUGAAGAAAGCUGAACCAAAGCGACGGUCACCGACUCAGUUACGUCAGCUUCUUCAGUUGGCUGUCGAGGAAGUUGAUCCUCAGUCUUCUGUAAGAAUGAUUCCAAAAGAGGACUUUGGUAGAAGAACUUCUGUGCGAUCUCCAGUGUUCAAGAAAGCAGAUAAGAUUAAACGAGACAGAAUUCAUUCUCAACAGCUUGUACUUCUUGAACGUCUAAAAGUCACACAUGAUGAAAUUGCAACAAAGGCUAGGGAGGUUCUACGCUUUCACCUCAUUGACUAUUGGCGCACAAUUCAACGCAGACGAAAGUUGAGGUCAAUCAGCAAUGAUGAAAUGCCAUGGAGAGCACAACUCAACACAUUUCAAGCUCUUAGCUGUUUUAGCAACUAUUUGGAGAGAAUUGAUAAUCGACUUAAACUGACUGAUAUGAACGAUUUUGAUGGACAGCUUACAGAACUUGAUAAUGAAUUGUUUGGACUGGAGACAACUGGCAGCCUUAUUGUUGGCUGGAAAGGCGGUUUUCGCAGUUUUAAAGAACAAGAAACAAGACACGAUACAAUCGACAGUAAUCUCAAUACGACAGCUACACAAGAUGCUAGAACAUCAGAGUCACAGUUAGAACCAAUAAGCAGUGGCCUCUCAGCAUCUGCACAUGAUUUGGAAUCAGCGACUGCAGCUGUUAUUGAAGAGGCACCUACACAUGGAGUCGACAAGGAACCACAUACGGAGGCUGCUGAAGAACCAGAGACUCGUGUGAAAGAUGCCAUACAAAAGGAACGUCAAGGCAAUUGUGCUGUCUCAUCGCGGUCGCAAUUGGAUGCUACUGAGGAACACAUCUCGAUGUUUAUGGGACAGCACACAGGCAUUGUUGUCUCGAGCAAUUGCACAGUCGGAGCGCAAAGUGACAGCAAAACUGCAGAAACCUACACAUUCACAUGA